UCCACUUCCUGUCGGAGUAGGCUCGCUCUUUCUGUCCUCGCUCUUAAAACCGCCAUUAUGGGUCGUAUGCACGCUCCUGGCAAGGGUUUGUCCCAGUCGGCGCUGCCCUAUAGAAGAAGUGUCCCUACAUGGCUCAAACUGACAUCUGAUGAUGUCAAAGAUCAAAUCUUCAAACUGGCCAAGAAGGGUCUGACCCCCUCACAGAUAGGUGUGAUCUUGAGGGACUCUCAUGGUGUUGCCCAGGUGCGUUUUGUCACUGGCAACAAGAUCCUUAGGAUCCUGAAGGCCAAAGGCCUGGCCCCUGACCUGCCUGAGGAUCUGUACCACCUCAUCAAGAAGGCUGUCGCUGUGAGGAAGCACUUGGAAAGGAACAGAAAGGACAAGGAUGCCAAAUUCCGUCUGAUUCUGGUUGAGAGUAGAAUCCACAGGCUCGCCCGCUACUACAAGACUAAGAGAGUACUUGCACCCAACUGGAAGUACGAAUCCUCCACAGCUUCUGCACUGGUGGCUUAAAUUAGCAGUUUUUGGACAAAUAAAAAGUAUUUGGAUCAAUUAA
Xyrauchen texanus (razorback sucker) is the source of this 556-nucleotide messenger RNA. RefSeq names its product 40S ribosomal protein S13-like. NCBI's taxonomy places the organism in Eukaryota, Metazoa, Chordata, Actinopteri, Cypriniformes, Catostomidae. The record is from RefSeq and is a predicted model, not a curated record. Gene Ontology annotation, molecular function: small ribosomal subunit rRNA binding; structural constituent of ribosome. Gene Ontology annotation, cellular component: cytosolic small ribosomal subunit; ribosome; nucleolus. The transcript is spliced from 6 exons. Gene Ontology annotation, biological process: translation. Bases 58 to 513 code for a protein of 151 amino acids.